CUGGGUGUGUAGUAUGUGCGGACUCCACCUUUGUUGUGAGUGUGGAUGUGUAAUUGGGUAUGUAAAUGGAUGUGGUAGUAGAAUGAUUGUAUCUCAUAUCUAGGGUUUCGUAUCGAUUAGACAGAGAAGAAAAAUGAGAAGAUCAAAGAGAUUGGCACAUCGCGCCGCCGCCGCCGUCCCCGCCGUCACCAUUUCAGACCUCCCAAGCCACAUCACUUGCGACAUUCUAUCUCGACUCCCUCUCAACUCCAUCUUCACCUGCAAGCGAGUUUGCAAGACCUGGCGUGAGCUUACUCUCGAACCCUACUUCGCCAAAUUGCACCACUCAAGGUCUCCUCUCAGCCUCUUCUCCUACCAAAACGGUAUUAAUAUUAAUAAUAAAACCCCCUCCUCUCACUUCGAAAUCCUCCCGCUCCACGAUCCCUGGGUUAUACCUCGCCCCAUGAAAUUCAGACUUGACAUCUACUUCCCUCAUAUGUAUAUAGUAGCCUCAUGUAAUGGGUCGAUUUUGUUGUCAAAUUUCUCGUCUAAUGAUGACCUUGAUACUGUGAUUGUGUUUAACCCACUUAGGGCACAACAUUUUAUGCUUCCAAAACCUCCGAAAUUGGCACGACAGACCGAUAAAUUGGUCCGAUUGGGGUUGGGGCAUAGUCCAUCAAAUGAUCAGUACAAGGUGCUAAGGUUAACUAGUACAUAUAGACCGGGUAGAUUGUACUGUGACAUUUUUACAAUUGGGAUUGAUGAUGAGUGGAGGAGCAUGGGGGACACUGGACAACCACCCACUCAUAGAGUUGCCCGAAUUAUUUUUCUGAAUGGGGCUCUUCACUGGAUAGGCGUUGAGAAUUUAGGGUUUAUUUGCUACUUCGAUGUCGAGAAAGAGCAAUUUGGAAGUGUUCCCUUGCCUUCACACAUUGGAGAAGGUUUUACUUAUCUUCGGGUUGUAGAUAAUCAGUUGUACCUUCACAACGACCAUUCGUGCAGUGUUUGGAGAUUCUGGGCGAUGAAAGAUUAUGGAGACUUUGGGUCGUGGACUUUGGAAUGGGUCAUUGAAGAACCAAUUAUUUACAAGUAUAUUAAAGGACAUGUCAGGCCAUUGAGAAUGUUGAAAGACGGAAGCCUGUUGAUGAUGUUCAAAAGUUCACCAACGCAAGACACCAAGACUACUCUAGCUCUAGCAUCUUACAAUCCUCGAACAAGAGUGCUGAAAAAGAAUAAGAAACGUGUUAUUGUACCUUGGAGCACUUCAGUUGCUGACACAGACAUACCGUGUUUCUUCUCUCCGAUGGAUGCUUUGAAAUGACUAUGUCAAAGUCUUUGAGUUAAGAUAUGCAGAGAUCCUGAGCUGUGGGAGCUUUUGGGGGGAAGCUGUGGGAACUUUUGUGGGGAAGAACUAAUAUCAAGAUCUUGUUCAAUGCUUGUUCAGGAAGAGGAAGAGGAAGAGGAAGCGGAAGUCGCCUUUUUGGUACAGCUUGGCAGGACCUCUCUGAAAAUAUUGAACAAUGCUGGACUCACCUCAUUGGCUAUUUAAACUUCUUUAGCUCUUUAACAAGUUUAGCUCGAUCUUCAAUAGUUUUGGGGCUGUUCAAUUGCAGAUAGAUAUCAAAUGAUGCUAGUUAAAAGUAUGACGAAUUUGCUCUUUGGUUCUAGUUCUAUUCUAUGCCAUGUAACCUGAAGCAAAAUGCAUUUGGACCUUGAAUC
Rhododendron vialii is the source of this 1698-nucleotide messenger RNA. RefSeq names its product F-box protein At3g07870-like. The record is from RefSeq and is a predicted model, not a curated record. Gene Ontology annotation, molecular function: protein binding. Bases 134 to 1300 code for a protein of 388 amino acids. The transcript has 2 exons. Lineage: Eukaryota; Viridiplantae; Streptophyta; Magnoliopsida; Ericales; Ericaceae.